Molecule: messenger RNA, 606 nt
Organism: Symbiodinium necroappetens
Lineage: Eukaryota; Dinophyceae; Suessiales; Symbiodiniaceae
Source: the annotation of a GenBank genome assembly
GCUGCUCAACUCUGGGAGCGGGCCUUUGGUGCACGUCGUUCCAAGACGCUUCGCAAUCGUGCUAUGACUUGGGCUAAGGCACGGGAAUGGCUCAAGGCCUCUACUGGCAAGCCUUGGCCUGAAAAGGCAGAGAUCAUGCUGACUUACUUGGAGGAAAGACACGAGUCUCAAGGAAUGGGCAAGUCAGUUCCGAAUGGGAUUCUGGGUGCUCUGGCCCUACUUGAACAAGUGGGGCAAGUGGACACCGACCGGCGGCUGUCUGAAGAUCGAUUGCUCAUCGAGGCGUGCCGCUCUUGGACAGCGGAACUGGAGCAAGGCGCACCGCCUCGUCGACAGGCGCCGAUGUUCACCGUUGCAGUGAUCCUCGCGGCGGAGUUGUGUGUCUGCAAGCAAACGUUUCCGGUAGGACUUAGAUUUUAUGCUUUCGUGUUGCUUAUUUUGAUUUGGGCAACGAUGCGGUGCGACGACAUCCAAGGGGUCGAUCCGAGUUCUUUUGUGCUAUCGCAGAUAGGUAAAGCAGUGGGUAACCUCUACGGCUACAUUGGGAUGGCUUCCUUGAACCUGAGGGAGUCGCUGUGCACCUUCGGCGAUUGUUGCUGGCCUUGA